GGUAUGCGCGGAUGGGUACACCGGUGUGGGGUGGCGCGGCGCUGAGAUACAGCGGCGGCGGAAGCAGAGUUUCUUUCCGCGGCGGUAGUGAAGCAGCGAGUACCUGACUGUUCCCAGUCCGUUCCCUCCGGUGUCAGCAGGACCGCGUACCCCGCUCAAGAUGCCUGAAGAGAUUCGUAUUGACGAUGAGGUGGAAACCUUUGCCUUCCAGGCUGAGAUUGCUCAGCUUAUGUCCUUGAUCAUCAACACCUUCUAUUCCAACAAAGAAAUCUUUCUCCGUGAGCUCAUCUCCAAUGCUUCCGAUGCCCUGGACAAAAUCCGUUAUGAAAGCUUAACAGAUCCUUCAAAGUUGGAGAGUGGCAAGGACCUGAAGAUUGAAAUCAUUCCCAAUGUACAGGAACGUACGCUGACCGUCAUUGACACUGGGAUUGGCAUGACCAAGGCGGACCUGAUCAACAACCUGGGCACCAUUGCCAAGUCUGGCACAAAGGCUUUCAUGGAGGCACUGCAGGCUGGUGCUGACAUUUCCAUGAUUGGACAGUUUGGUGUUGGCUUCUACUCUGCUUACUUAGUAGCUGAGAAGGUUACAGUGCUCACCAAGAACAACGAUGAUGAGGCAUAUGCCUGGGAAUCAUCUGCUGGAGGCUCCUUCACUGUCAAAACCUAUACUGGAAAGGGUGAUGGAGGUGAUUCUAUCAGUCGCGGUACAAAGGUAAUCCUACAUCUGAAGGAGGACCAGGCUGAGUAUCUAGAAGAGAAGAGGAUCAAGGAGAUAGUGAAGAAACACUCUCAAUUCAUUGGCUACCCCAUUACUCUCUUUGUUGAGAAGGAACGGGAGAAGGAAAUCAGUGAUGAUGAGGCAGAGCCAGAGGAAAAGGCAGAAAAAGAGGAAGGAGUGGAGGAUGAAGAAGGGGAGAAGCCCAAGAUUGAAGAUGUGGGCUCAGAUGAGGAGGAAGAUGAUGAAAAGAAGGGCAAGAAGAAAACCAAGAAAAUCAAGGAGAAGUACAUUGACCAGGAGGAGCUGAACAAGACUAAGCCCAUCUGGACUCGCAAUCCUGAUGAUAUCACACAGGAGGAGUAUGGCGAGUUCUACAAGAGUCUCACCAAUGACUGGGAGGACCACCUGGCUGUGAAGCACUUCUCUGUUGAGGGGCAGCUGGAAUUCCGAGCUCUCCUGUUCCUUCCCAGACGGGCACCCUUUGAUCUCUUUGAGAACAAGAAAAAGAAGAACAACAUCAAGCUGUAUGUCCGGAGAGUCUUCAUCAUGGACAGCUGUGAGGAGCUGAUCCCUGAAUACCUCAACUUUGUGCGUGGUGUGGUGGACUCUGAGGACCUGCCCUUGAACAUCUCCCGAGAGAUGCUUCAGCAGAGCAAGAUUCUGAAGGUCAUCCGUAAGAACAUAGUCAAGAAAUGCAUGGAGUUGUUCAGUGAACUGGCAGAAGACAAGGAGAAUUACAAAAAGUUCUAUGAGCAGUUCUCCAAGAACCUCAAGCUCGGUAUCCAUGAGGACUCUCAGAAUCGCAAGAAGUUGUCAGAGCUGCUGCAUUAUCACACUUCCCAGUCUGGAGACGAACUCACAUCCUUAUCUGACUAUGUCUCCCGCAUGAAGGAGAACCAGAAGUGUAUCUACUACAUCACAGGUGAAAGCAAGGACCAGGUAGCCAAUUCAGCCUUUGUGGAGCGGGUGAGGAAGCGGGGCUUUGAAGUGGUCUACAUGACGGAGCCCAUUGACGAGUACUGUGUGCAGCAACUGAAGGAGUUUGACGGCAAGCAGUUGGUGUCCGUCACGAAGGAGGGGCUGGAGCUGCCCGAGGAUGACGAGGAGAAGAAGAAGCGAGAAGAUGACCGCACCAAGUAUGAUGGCCUCUGCAAGUUGAUGAAGGAGAUCCUGGACAAGAAGGUGGAGAAGGUGACUCUUUCCAACCGGCUGGUAUCUUCUCCCUGUUGUAUUGUGACCAGCACUUAUGGCUGGACUGCCAAUAUGGAAAGGAUCAUGAAGGCUCAGGCACUGAGGGAUAACUCCACCAUGGGCUACAUGAUGGCCAAGAAACACCUGGAAAUCAACCCUGACCACCCGAUCAUGGACACCCUGAGGCAAAAGGCUGAUGCAGACAAGAAUGACAAAGCUGUGAAGGACCUGGUGAUCCUGCUCUUUGAGACUGCACUCUUAUCCUCUGGGUUUUCACUGGAUGACCCCCAGACACAUUCCAACCGAAUCUAUCGCAUGGUCAAACUGGGACUGGGUAUUGACGACGACGAGGUUUCUGUGGAAGAGGCUGCUCCACAAGCUGUUGAAGAGAUACCACCCCUGGAGGGAGAUGAGGAUGCUUCCCGCAUGGAGGAGGUGGAUUAAUACUGCUCGCCCAUCUCCCUCGGGUGCUGACAUUGGACUAUUGUAUUUAAUUUGGUUCUGGCAGGGGAUCUGUGGUGUAUGUAUACAGUUUGCCAGUGAGUGGGCCCUUGUCAUUGUUGCUGUCCUUGUAUUUUUAUUUUGAAGAGCAUGUUUUAUUUCAGAGCUAUGUUCUGUAAAAUAAAAUUUCAACCACUGGCAAGGUGAUUCCCUCAUAACUCA
Messenger RNA from Hypanus sabinus (Atlantic stingray), 2572 nucleotides. It is a transcript of the gene hsp90ab1, whose product is annotated as heat shock protein 90, alpha (cytosolic), class B member 1. Gene Ontology annotation, cellular component: plasma membrane; cytosol; perinuclear region of cytoplasm. Gene Ontology annotation, molecular function: ATP binding; ATP-dependent protein folding chaperone; disordered domain specific binding. The record is from RefSeq and is a predicted model, not a curated record. The transcript is spliced from 11 exons. NCBI's taxonomy places the organism in Eukaryota, Metazoa, Chordata, Chondrichthyes, Myliobatiformes, Dasyatidae. Bases 161 to 2353 code for a protein of 730 amino acids. Gene Ontology annotation, biological process: protein stabilization; cellular response to heat; protein folding.